This is a messenger RNA of Colletes gigas, 1482 nucleotides long. RefSeq names its product GATOR complex protein NPRL2 (gene Nprl2). The transcript is spliced from 9 exons. The coding region runs from base 80 to 1336 and encodes 418 amino acids. Gene Ontology annotation, biological process: cellular response to amino acid starvation; negative regulation of TORC1 signaling; positive regulation of autophagy. NCBI's taxonomy places the organism in Eukaryota, Metazoa, Arthropoda, Insecta, Hymenoptera, Colletidae. Gene Ontology annotation, molecular function: GTPase activator activity. Gene Ontology annotation, cellular component: GATOR1 complex; vacuolar membrane. The record is from RefSeq and is a predicted model, not a curated record.
AUUACAUCAACUUCACAACUUAGUUGAGUAUUUAAAUUAAAAACACGACGUAUCAGUGGAGAUCAACAUUUAUUCUAAAAUGUUUGAACGUUUAUCUUCACGUCCUUAUGAACGCUUAGACAUAUUAAGAGUGAAUGCAAAAGAAAACCCUGUAGCAACGAUGAACGAGGCAGAGGAUAAAGGACUAGAAGAUCCUAUUAGAUGUAUAUUUUUGUCAGAAUUUCAUCACAUUGUGGGUCCAAAAAUUACUUGUCAGGUACCAGAUAAUUUUAUUUCAAAGGAUAUUUUCGAUAAUGUGAGCGUUUAUAUUAUACCAAAGGCACAAUUACAACGUAGCACUAUAACAGUAACAUUGAAGGACUGUAAGAUUUUGGGAUUUCCUGUGAAAAUCGACGACAAGAAAUAUGCAAGAAAUGCAUUUUACUUUAAUUUGUGUUUUGUCUGUGAUGCAGAAGCUCGUACAGUGCAUUAUGAACCUGUUGUUAGAAAGAUGUCUGAUUUUUUAAUGGCCCUUGAAGUAGAAAAUUGCUUUUUAUCAGCAUCUGAUGAUAAAACAAGGUUAGCGCAAAUGCUCCAGCAGGUAAUGCAAGAUUUAAAUUUACACAAAAUGUGUACAUUAACAGAGGGAACAAUGACAUCCCACUUGAAAGUCAUAAAGUUAGCACCCGAGCCAAAACCAGUUCUUGAUCAUCAGGUACCCAUAUUUUUGGAGGGCCGUGAAACGUUUCAAAGCGAUCAGUGGGAUUUGACUACUCAGCAAGUACUGCCUUAUAUAGAUGGAUUUAAUCAUGUUGCACGAAUAGCAGCCGAAGCUGAUGUGGAAAAUAACCUGGUUAAAAGCUGUGUGCAAAACCUUGUCUAUUAUGGUGUUGUAACAUUGAUUCCAAUAUUUCAAUACAGUAAUGUUUAUACAGCGACUCCAAAAUUAAAAGAACUAGCUGAAAACCCAAAAUUACAAGGGCGAUGUAUAGCAUACGCUUCUAAAUUUCCUAGACAACCCGCCUAUCUUAGGGACAUAUGUCGAAUGUAUGCAAGUAUGACACACGGCAGCAGCAUGAGAGACUUAUGUCAACGAUUAAAUCCACAGAAUUUAAGAAUCAAUGAGAAAAAAUUGGUACAAUUCGGUCUCAUCGAAGGCCUCAUUCGUCGAGUAUAUAAGUAUCCAAUAUAUCUGACAGGAUCUCCUUGUAACGAGGAAAUGAAGAGUAAUCCGAUUUAUAAGUACUUCACAGGAACGUUCAGUCUCGAUGAAAUUUGUUGUAGUACGAGUCAAUCGGCGGCACAAAUCGAAGACAUCGUCGAACGCGAUCCAAAUGUUGUUAUGUUAUGGAAGUAACAAAAAAGUAAUGUCCUGUGGAUUUUACCUUCUACACUUUCGAUAAAUGCAACGAACUUUUUCAUUUGAAUAGAUACACGAUAUUUCGUUAAACAUGUCGUGUUCGAUUAAUCGAUAGAUCGCAAUUUGGUAAUGACCAGUUUAUU